Messenger RNA from Lolium rigidum, 1916 nucleotides. RefSeq lists its product as uncharacterized. The record is from RefSeq and is a predicted model, not a curated record. Gene Ontology annotation, cellular component: mitochondrial small ribosomal subunit; ribosome. Gene Ontology annotation, biological process: translation. The transcript is spliced from 8 exons. Gene Ontology annotation, molecular function: RNA binding; structural constituent of ribosome. Bases 1 to 1560 code for a protein of 519 amino acids. NCBI's taxonomy places the organism in Eukaryota, Viridiplantae, Streptophyta, Magnoliopsida, Poales, Poaceae.
AUGGCCGCCGUCGCCGCGAGGUCGCGCGCCGCCGCCACCGCCGCGUGGGCGCGUGUACUCUCCCACCAUCACGUUGCCGCCGCAUCAACCUCGCCGCCUCACCUAGUCAACAACCCGCGGGUCCUACCCCCGCGCCGCCACCUCGCCUUCUCCUCUGCCUCCGCCUCCCCCGGCGGCGGCGGCGGAUUCGGCGGCGGGAGUAGACCCCCGCAGUCGCCGAUGCAGAACGAGCGGGUGAUCUACGAGCUUCUGGCGGAGGUGGAGCGGGAGCGGAAGCGGGACCAGGAGGACCGGAAGAAGAAGGGGGAGGAGGUGGACGAGGAGGCGGAGGCGGCCGAGGACUUCCUGGGCGUCAAGCCGCUCAUCGAGAAGCUGGAGCGGAGGAAGGCAAAGGAGGCUCGCAUACCCGACGACGCAUUCUGGGAGCCAACCGACUCCGACAGCGACGAGGACGACGAGCGAUUCUCCGCGGACUCCGUCAGGCGCCGCGCCGACGAGUUCGACCGCAAGUGCAAGCGCCAAUCCGAGCUCCUACGCUCAUUCGCCGAGGCCGAGAACCUCGACGACGCUCACAAGCUGAUGAUGAAGAUUGACAAGUUCGAGCAGCGCCAUCUGGCUCUGCCCCUUGAGUACAGGGUCAUCGGGGACAUGAUGAACCGCCUCAAGGACGCCACCGGGAAAGACCGCUUCAUCCUCCUGCAGAAGCUCAACCGGGCUGUCAGGCUCAUGGAGGUCAAGGAGGCGUAUGACCCCAGCAACCCCGCCAACUUUGGCCUCAUCCAGCACCAGCAGGUCGGCUCGCCAGACGACGUCAUUGACAACGCGGGCUUCGACAAGGAGAAGCAGAUGAUCCAGGGGGCGAUCGAGGACGACGAGGAGGAGUUCAACGAGGAUAAGGAGAAGGAUGAUAGGCUCAUCGAGCAGCUCAAUUCGAUUGAGAAGAAGAUCGAGGACAAGUUGGCGGACCUCGAUCAUACGUUUGGUAAGAAGGGCAGGGUUUUGGAGGAGGAGAUCAAGAAUCUGGUGGAGGAGAGGAACUCCCUCACCGACAAGAAGAGGAGGCCUAUGUACAGAAAAGGUUUUGAUGUGAAGGUCAUUGAUGUUAAUCGGACGUGUAAAGUUACAAAGGGAGGCCAAAUAGCAAAAUACACGGCAUUGCUGGCAACUGGAAACUACAAUGGUGUUGUAGGUUUUGCAAAAGCUAAGGGGCCAACAGCCAAGAUUGCAAUACAGAGGGCCUACGAGAAGUGCUUCCAGAACCUGCACUACAUGGAGCGGUAUGAGGAUCACACAAUUGCUCAUGCAAUUCAGGCCAAAUAUGAGAAAACAAAGAUCUACCUCUGGCCUGGGCCGAUGAGAAGUGGGAUGUGCGCUGCCGGCAGGACCGUCGAAACUGUGAUGUACCUGGCUGGGUUCAGCAACGUCAAGUCGAAGAUCAUUGGAUCGAGAAGCCCACUUAACGUCAUCAAGGCUCUCUUCAUUGCCCUAAACGCCAUUGAAACACCCAAGGAUGUGGAGAAGAAGUUUGGGCGGACUGUUGUCGAGUCAUACCUGUUGUAGUCAGAGUCGUCUCUUUGUUUUUUUUUGGUGAUCGGUCAUGUCGGCUCUGCUAGAUUUGGCGAGGGUAGACCAAAGGAAAGAGGCUGUGCCGGAUCUGACCACGUGAGCUCUGUUUGUACUAGCUAUUCCAGUUUUUUUGUUUGCCCCCUGACCGUUCCCUUAUGAUCGGUCGGGUACUGUAAUUGUUGAAGCGAUCCACAACAGAUAGUAGGUGGUAUUUAUUCCCUAUCUCUUUGGCAACAUAACUUGGGGCACAUCUGACAGAUUCUGCCGUGUAAUCCAGUUCUGAGAUUACUUGCAAGGUUAAAAUCAUUUCAUGGCUUGGUAGAAAGAAAUAAAAAACACAUGUUACGAUU